GUCAGAUGUAUUCCCCGUAUCUUGAUGCAUGUAGGCCACAUUUUUAUUUUUGUUUUCAAGAGAAUAUAAAGUGCCAUUUUUUAGCGUCGCCUGAAAGACAAGCGCACGUUACCAAAUGAUCUGAUUCUACGUAUCUCAACAGUAAACUACUCUCUUCAUUAUGGAUCACAAAGCUAAACACAGCCUGAAGUUAAUAGACCAAAUCAACAAAAUGAAGGAGAUGGACGAACUAACUGACGUCAUCCUGAUCGCGGAGGGGGUGAGCUUCCCUUGCCACCGGCUCAUCCUGUCUGUGUUCAGCCCCUAUUUCAAAGCCAUGUUUACCUGCGGGCUGCAGGAGUGCAGCAGGAAGGAGGUGCAGCUUUUCGACACCUCGGCGGAGAGUUUAUCUGUCAUCCUAAACUAUAUGUACAACUCGGAGCUACACCUUACCAAUUCCAACGUGCAGUAUGUCAGCACUACGGCCUUCAUGCUUCAAAUGGACGACACAUUCAAAACCUGCCAGAACUACAUGAUGGAUCACAUGGAUGCCUCCAACUGUGUCGGGGUUUACCAUUUUGCCAAGCAGCUUGGUGCUGAGGAACUUGCAGAUCAGGCUAAAAAGUACCUGGACAAGCACUUUGCUGAGGUGUGCUUGCAGGAAGAGAUACUGGACAUCGAACCCCACCAGCUGUUGACUCUGAUCACAUCUGACAACCUUAAUGUUUCCCGGGAAGAGAGCAUAUUGGACGUGGUCCUCCGUUGGAUGAACCACAGCAGAAAAACGCGAGCCGAGCAUCUUCCAGCCCUUCUGAAGCAAGUGAGGCUGGUUCUGGUGAGCCCAGCGUUCCUCAAGGAGGCCAGGAAGAGAAACACUGCCCUGCUGUGUAACUCUGAAUGCCACAGCAUGAUCGAUGAUGCAUUGGAGACCAUCCAGACGGCAACCCGGCCUCACUCUCUCAAGCUGCGAUACGGGAUGGAGACGACAGACCUUCUGCUCUGUAUUGGCAACAAUGGCUUUGGUAUAAAAUCCAGACAUGGAAACUAUUCUGAUGCCAGCUUCUGUUACGCUCCCACGACAAAGAGGACUUACUUUAUGACUUCUCCACGAUACGGGGACGCUCUGGGUUAUGUCUGCACUGGAGUUGUGACUGAGAACGAUGACAUAGUAGUUGCUGGAGAAGCUGGAGUGCGGAAAAUGUCUAGGCAGAAGACAAGGGAUGUGGAGAUUUGUAGGUACGGGAUCAAAUCGAGAGGCUGUUGGGAAAAACUGUGCUCUGCUGAAUUCAGAGAGCUGUACGCUUUGGGCACUGUGCACAACACGCUCUACCUCCUCGGCGGUCAGAUGAAGCUGAAGAACCGCUUUGUGGUCACAAACAGCGUAGACAAGUUAUCCUUGGAGGGGAACCAGUGGAGAAGCUCCCCUCCUUUGCCUGUGCCGUUAGCGUGCCAUGCCGUGGUCACACUUAACAGCAAACUUUACGUCUUUGGAGGAUGGACUCCACAGACAGAUCAUCCGGACGACGAGCCAGAUCGGUUGAACAAUCGCAUGUUUCAGUUCGACCCUGGCAGAGACAAGUGGACGGAGUGCAGCCCCAUGAAAUACUCCAAGUACCGCUUCAGCUCGGCCGUUGUCAACAGCGAGAUUUAUGUCUUGGGUGGUAUAGGGUGCCUCGGUGCUGACCGUGGUCAAGCGAGAAGAUGUCUUGAUAACGUGGAGAUUUACAACCCCGACGGAGACUUCUGGAGGGCAGGCCCUGAAAUGCCCUUGCCCCUUCUCUCCCUCCGAACCAAUGCUACCAGCGCGGGCGUGGUCGAAGGCAAGCUGUACGUCUGUGGGGGCUAUCAUGGGGCAGAUCGCCAAGAGGUCAUUAUCAAAGAUAUCCUGGAGUUGGACCCCUGGAAUAACCAAUGGAACGUGGUGGCACACAAUGCCCUCAUGCAUGACAGCUAUGAUGUCUGCCUCGUGGCCAGACUGAACCCUAGAGAUCUGAUCCCUCCCCCCUCAGACCUGUUGGAUGAGUGAGCAAUGGGGUGGGCUGUCCAUCACUGUAGAGGGUGGUUUUAUAAAAUAUACUUUAGAUAUGAGGAAAUCAUCCCAAAUGGAAGAUGCAUUGUUCACUGUUUAACUAUCUGAUAAAGUGUGAUUGCUUUCCUGUGGAUUUUACUCUGGGGGGGUGGGGGGGUGGGUUAGGACGAUGCCAACCCCUUUUAAUAUUUUGGAGUACUAGUUACUAGCUUACCUCAUAAUGUAGCAGGGGUCUUAAACCUCAACAGAUGGCAGUAACAUGAGCCUUGUUAGCGCAGCAUGCUAACUUACUUUCUUGGCAAGCCUUUUACUUGGGUUUGAUGGUCUUGGCUUUGCCUGCAGGCUGGAAACCACCAUACAAUCUGUCAGACUCGGCUUGAGUGAGACACUGGACCGAGUGGCAGGAGGAUCAGGUCAGGACUGAGGGAAGCUCUUUGCCAAUACCUCCCAGAGAGGAAGCUGUUCAGAUUUCCUACAAACAUUGCAUUCAUGUAACUCUUCAAAAAGAAUACAGUGCAUUUAUUUUAUGAUUCGUUUAAAAAUCACACCAUUUGCCAUUGUUUUAAAUAAUCACAUCACGUUGGCAAUGAGUCUCCCUCCUUUGGUCUUGAUCUUGCAUUCUGAGUAAUAUUAUGUCUGAAUAGUGUAUUAAGAACUAUUGGAAGAUGUGAUCUAAUUGGACGUUUUUAACCAAUGUAUUUUCAAGUGCAUAGAGCUAACAAGUUGACUCCAGGAGACCCUGCUACUAAGCAUUGUCAUCAUUUCUUAGGUCUCACAGGUACCUGUAGAAAAGAUGCACAUUAAGGUAAAGGUGAAUUAGAUAUUAGUGUAGAAAAUGCAUCAAUUGCUCCUUGCAGGUAUUUUAAUGCUACACAUCUGGAUUACCACAUUCUACUGCACUGCAGUGUGUAUGAAGUCACAGUAAAAACAUAAAAGAAAAGCAGCAUCUGUUAAAUAGAAUGUGCUUAUGUGAAGUAUCAGGGAGUUAAAGUUUUUGCAAAAGGAAAUAAAUGGCACCCAUUUUGGUAGAUUUUUCUAUUUAAUUUUAAUAGCUAUGUGAUGGGAUACUAUCCCAACACCCAAGAAGAGUCAAGUCAAAAGUUGCUUUUUUUUUUUUUCCUUUUACAAGAACUCAAACGCCCAGAAGCAACUUUUUGUAUUUUCAAAGUGAACUGUGCUUCUUCAUGAUUGGAAAUUCAGCAAUGAAAGGAGUAAGGCGUUUGACAAUUUUGUGUUCACUAAUAGCUAUGAAGAAUUACAGCUCAAAGUGAAAUACACGCUAGCCAUAAUGUGUGUCAAAGAGGAAAACGUAAGAUCUACAGGGUUAUAGUAACACAUAUUGAGUAAGAAAAUCUGGAAUUAUUACAUCAGCUCUGUGUAGAGUAUUUUCGGUUAACCAACAAUCACACGCUUCUGAUUAAUUUCACUUUGUGUGUUUCAUUCUGCCAGAGGUAACUUGCAAUCUGCUCCCUUACAGACGUGAGCAGCUGAGAGAUGGCACUGUCUGUCAGCAGGCCUGUUCUCAGCUGCAGUACAAACUCUGUUUCCACAGCCAUUCCAAUUGAAUCUCGCCCAUCAAUCAGAACGCCAUUCAGAACUUCAUCCAAGAAUUCCAUGUCUCAGUAGCUUGGGUCUUUCUGCAGCAGCCCUUGGAAGAUUGCAUUUUAUUCAGCUCACCUGGAGGAAGGUAGACUGUGUAGCGCUGAACACCCACAGAUGUUCUCUGUUUAACUGUAACUGUUGUCUCUGCUACUGGGUCUGGUUAAGUGCGGAGGUGGUUCCUAUAAUUCUUAUUUGGGACAGGAUUUUUUUGGCAUUGUGCUCUCUUUCGCUUUCUUGCUAAUAUUUUGGUGUUUGUUGUAGCCUAAUAUUAUAUAUUCUGGGAAAACAUCACAUCAUUCUACAGUUACAGACAAAAGUUUUGCAUCAUCCUAUAGAAUUAACUCAUUUUGUUUCAUAAAGUCGAAUGAAACCUGUUGAAUAAUGUUAUGUUAACAUAUUGAAAUACAUACCGCUUUGUGGUUUUCUAUAUACUGACAAUACUCACAAUUAAAAAAUUGACAUUUUGAAAUUUAACAUGAAAUACUGCAU
This is a messenger RNA of Polyodon spathula (Mississippi paddlefish), 4099 nucleotides long. It is a transcript of the gene kbtbd12, whose product is annotated as kelch repeat and BTB (POZ) domain containing 12. Bases 161 to 2005 code for a protein of 614 amino acids. Gene Ontology annotation, molecular function: protein binding. The transcript is spliced from 6 exons. NCBI's taxonomy places the organism in Eukaryota, Metazoa, Chordata, Actinopteri, Acipenseriformes, Polyodontidae. The record is from RefSeq and is a predicted model, not a curated record.